Messenger RNA from Solanum lycopersicum (tomato), 997 nucleotides. RefSeq names its product late embryogenesis abundant protein 46-like. The record is from RefSeq and is a predicted model, not a curated record. NCBI's taxonomy places the organism in Eukaryota, Viridiplantae, Streptophyta, Magnoliopsida, Solanales, Solanaceae. Gene Ontology annotation, biological process: embryo development ending in seed dormancy.
AAACACUAAAGAAAAUUCCAUUUUUUUUCCUCAUCAUGAAAAGUCUCUACUUCAGACAUUUUGCUAACAAUUCGAUGAACUCUAACACCUGUUUCAACAGAUGUCAAAAUGUUAGUGAAAAUCGAUAAUGUAAGAUGCUUAUACCGUUUACUCAUUGACCAAAUAUAUUUAAAUCGUGAUAAUCGAAGCUUAAAAUAAGUGUAUUUUUACAUUAACAGAAACUAUUAAGGAUAAUUAUUAGAACAAGAAAAUGCAGUCAUUGAAGGAAAAAGCAUCAAAUGUUGCCGCUUCGGCAAAAUCUGGCAUGGAAAAAACGAAAGCUACUGUCCAAGAAAAGGUGGACAAGAUGAAAGCCAAUGAUCCAACAGAGAAAGCAGUGGCAACAGAGAAGAAAGAUGGAAGGAUUUAUGAAGCAGAGAUGAAUAAGCACGCAACUCAAGACCGGAAUGCAGCUCUCCACCACGGCGCCGGCACAGGCACCGGGAGGCCACAUUAUUCAAACACAACCACUGGACACCCUCAUAACUGCUAGCCAGGGCUAGUUAAGCUCGGGAGGAGCACAAUAAAGUUACGGGUUAAGCAGAGAAUUCAAUAAAUAUUUGGCAAUUGAAGCCUAAUAUUACCUUUAAUGACACUACAUUUAGGUGCUUCAAUUGGUAAUAGGUUUUUGAGGGGUAUAAUUACCCCUCUUCUUCGUGUUGUUAUAUUUUCUGAUUAUUGUAUGUUUCAAGAAAUGCAAAUUAGUUUAUUCCAAAUGACAAACUGACUUGAUGCAAGUAGUAGUUUUCAUGUUAGAUAGAAAAACAAACUUGAAGCAGAAGUACUAAUGGAGAUAUACAUCCCGCUAAAGAAAACGAUUAAUGGUUCAAAGGCCCUCCGAGAAGCAAAAUCCUUCAGACAACAAUCAAAACCUACUAAGAUAUUGAAGGGAUUUAUCAAAUAAAUGGAAGUACAGAGAAAACAGAGCUAAUAAGCAACUAACACAACUCAAAAAAAG